Messenger RNA from Olea europaea var. sylvestris, 1365 nucleotides. RefSeq lists its product as uncharacterized. Gene Ontology annotation, molecular function: nucleic acid binding. The record is from RefSeq and is a predicted model, not a curated record. The coding region runs from base 1 to 1365 and encodes 454 amino acids. The transcript is spliced from 2 exons. Lineage: Eukaryota; Viridiplantae; Streptophyta; Magnoliopsida; Lamiales; Oleaceae. Gene Ontology annotation, biological process: DNA integration.
AUGAGCUUAUAUUGUUUGAAAGUACAUGACCUCCAGAGGCAGUUCAUAAGUUGUGAAAUUCUGAAAGUAGCCAGAGCCGAAAAUGCCAAAGCCGAUGCAUUAUCCAGACUCGUCUUCAUGGGUGUUGACGGGCUCGAUAGAACCGUACACAUCAAGAUGGUUGCAGAACCAAGUAUAGCCCAGAAACCAAGUAUCAUGGACAUCGACCAUGAGCCCUCCUGGAUGGAUCCAAUAGUUGAUUACAUAAGUAAUGGCAACAUUCCUGCAGACCCUCGGCUUGCCCGAAGCAUUCGGUAUAGAGCUGCUAGAUAUUGCAUAAUCGAAGGAGUCCUGUUCCGCAGAAGUCUUACACUCCCUUAUCUAAGGUGUCUCAGACCCUCCGAGUCCCUUCAAGCAAUGACUGAAAUUCACGAAAGCAUUUGUGGGAAUCACCAAGGAGCCCGAGUUCUGGCACAUAAGUUGAUAAGAUUACGUCCGGAAGUGCGAAAAGUGCAAAGUUUUGGCAACAUCAUACAUACUCCUGCUGAGGAACUGACAUCCAUUCACUACUCAGCUCCCUUCGAGCAAUGGGGAGUUGAUAUUCUUGGGCCUUUUCCCUUGGCCCGAGGACAAUUAAAAUUUGUAGCUGUGGCAGUGGAGUAUUUUACAAAGUGCGUAGAAGCAGAACCUGUAGCAACAAUUUCAGAACCGAAGCUCAGAUCAUUUAUAUGGAAGUUCAUCAUAUGCAGAUUCGGGAUACCAAAAGUCCUCACCACAGAUAAUGGAAGACAAUUCGACAAUCCCCAGUUCAAGAACUUCUGCGCCAGCAAUGGGAUUGAUCAUCGCCUGACCUCGAUCUCACACCCACAAAGUAAUGGAUUAGCUGAAGUAACUAAUCGAAUCAUAUUGCAGGACCUUCGAACAAGGAUAGGGGACGCCAAAGGUGACUGGCCUGACAUGCUACCUUCGAUACUGUGGGCAUAUAGGACUUCACACAAGUCAGCAACUGGUGAAACGCCAUUCAUGCUUGCUUUUGGACUUGAGGCUACCAUUCCAAUUGAGGUUAGCCUCCCCACAAUAAGAAAGCUCGAGACAAAUAAAGAGACACAAACUACCGAACAUCUCGACUUACUUGAAGAGGUAAGGGAGCAAGCUUCCCUUAGGACUGCAAGUUACCAAAACAGAACGGCAAAGCACUUCAACAAGAAGGUCAAGAAUAGGAGAUUUAGAGCCAGCGAUCUUGUCCUAAGGAAAGCAGAAGCAGCCGGGCACCAACCAGGGAAACUUGGGCCGACAUGGGAAGGACCCUACGAGGUCAUAAGAAAACUUAAAGGGGGAGCCUAUAGCCUCAGAGAUACAUCAGGGAAUCCACUCCCAAGGCCAUAG